Messenger RNA from Gigantopelta aegis, 2899 nucleotides. Its product is annotated as organic cation transporter protein-like. Lineage: Eukaryota; Metazoa; Mollusca; Gastropoda; Neomphalida; Peltospiridae. The record is from RefSeq and is a predicted model, not a curated record. Gene Ontology annotation, biological process: transmembrane transport. Bases 403 to 2076 code for a protein of 557 amino acids. Gene Ontology annotation, molecular function: transmembrane transporter activity. The transcript has 10 exons. Gene Ontology annotation, cellular component: membrane.
UGCGGUACUUUGUUGCGAUAGGUCGUCACUGGUAGGUGGAUAUACUUUGCUACAACAGGUUUCUGUUGACUAUACAUCAUCUUAGCAGAUUCUUGUUUGAAGCAGACACACAUUCUUUCGAUACAUGAUAUGUCUUUGUGACAUGUCACGGCUGUGGAAAAUCAUUUUAGACUGAAGUUCAUUGCAACAGCUUGUUUUAUUUCUCGCAGUGCAACAUUGUUUUCCACUAAAAUACGGACCUGCAAUAUAUGUCAUUCCUGUUUAUGUUACAUCGCCGCAUUGGAACAUUGUUUUGGGAUAAAAUAUGUUCAUUUCAUAGACGUUCUUUAUUGUUUGUUUUGGGUGAUUUUUAAUAAUAAUAAUUAUUAUUUAAACAAACGUCUCGGAGAAAAAACCCCAAAUAUGAAAUACGACGAUAUUCUGGUGGAGUUGGGGGAGUUUGGCUCGUACCAAAGAAGGAUCUAUAUUCUUGUGAGUCUGCCUGUUCUCUUUGGUGCCAUGCAUAUUGUGUCCAGUGUUUUCAUAUUGGCAUCACCCAAGCACAGAUGUGCUCUGCCUGGGAUGCUGAACGACACCUACGCCGUGCAGGGCGUAUAUCACGAGACGUUGCUGAACGUCAGCAUACCACGUGACGGCGACGCGUUCUCCGACUGCUUUCUAUACAGCAACUCCGAUGAUUCUCAAGCCAACAAGACCCAAGUGGCGUGUGACAGAUACGUGUACGACCAGUCAGUGUUUGAAUCAACCAUUAUCACCAAACUGAACCUCGUGUGUCAUCGACGACCUCUGGUUGCCCACGCCACGAUGAUUUUGUUUGCCGGUCUUCUCGUUGCUUCACUACUACUAGGAUUACUCUCUGACCUAAUAGGGCGGAAAAAAACGUACCUGAUUGCACUAGCUAUCCAGGUCGGUUCAGGCAUUGGGUUGGCCUUCGUUGAUAACUACACUGCAUUUGUCGCCCUUAGAUUUCUCAUAGGUGGCUCCAGCAUAGCCACUGGGAUGUGUAUGUUUGUGAUCGGUAUAGAGUUGGUGGGGCCUAACAAACGGUCGUUUGCUGGUGUCGCCAUAUGGUUCCUGUGGGUGGCAGGACUCGUCCUGCUUGGAAUCCUGGGAUAUCUGAUCAGGGACUGGAAGACUCUUCAGCUUGUGAUCUCCGUCCCUCCCAUCGCUUUCUUCUCCUACUGGUGGCUUAUCCCCGAGUCCCCGCGGUGGCUGGUGUCCAAGGGACGCUACGAAGAAGCGAUGAAGAUCAUCAGCAAGGCGGCUAGGGUGAACAAGGUGGAACUGUCCCCCAAGUGUUCCAACCUAGAGAACAUAGAACAGGAGAAGGAGGAGAAGUUCUGGCACAUGUUCACCUCCCCCAUCCUCAUCUUCCGCACCCUCAUCAUCUUCGUCAACUGGCUCAUCGUCACCAUGAUCUAUUACGGCCUCACGUUGAACGUCGGCAGCCUGGUGGGUGACAUCUACGUCAACUAUCAGAUCGGCAAUGCCGUGGAGCUGGUCUCGUACGCCAUCAUCAUCCCCAUGCUGGACAAAAUGGGCCGUAAGGCGGCGCACUGCUCCACCAUGAUCAUCGGCGGAGUCGCCUGCAUCUUGACCAUGUUCCCAGUCAUGUACGGAAAUUCAUCUCACAGCUGGAUCACAGUUACGCUGUCUAUGAUUGGAAGAUUUGGUGCAACAGCCGCCUUUGCCGCCAUUUACGUGUUUUCCGCCGAACUCUUCCCAACACCGCUGCGCAACUCUGCCAUGGGAGCCAGUUCAUUAUGCGGUCGCGUUGGUGGUAUGAUAUCUCCAUAUAUAGCCGACCUGGGCACUCUUGUGAGCGGAAACUGGAGUAAAGCGCUGCCACUGGUGGUGUUUGGUGGUCUCACUUGUCUGGCAGGAAUUAUGUCCCUUCUGCUGCCAGAAACCAACAACAGAACCAUGCCCGAGACGAUCGCCGAUGCCAGAAGAUUUGGAAGAUCAGAAAAGAAAAAUGUCUAUGAGAUGGAUAUUCCUCCCCCAGAUGAACAUGAAAACGAGAAGGCGUACCCACUACAAUACAUUCCAAAGUCUGACAUACCAGAAAAAUUCUGAUCAUACCCAGCAGAUGUUUUAUGAACUCAGAAAUAUUAAGCUUUGUUCACACAGUGCUAUUUGUAGAAACGAUCGGCAUCCUGGGUUUUAAGAUUAGAACUUUAAUAGUAGCAGUAGUGUCGUUAAGAGCGGUGGGGAGGGUGGCAGUUACCCUUCUCCCCACCCUUAGGUUAUUUUAGUCUUUCUUUAGAAUAUACUCUCUAUUACUGUCCUCUGGGGCCCAUUUCACUAAACAUCGUAAGUUUACGUCUGCUACUAGCAGUUAUACCAUACCUAUCAUGCAUUUGCACGUGUCUGGUGUAUUUUGUGCUGGGGUAUCGUUAAACAUUCAUUCAUUCAUUGCACGUGUCUGGCAUCAAUCUCACGCAGAAAAUUACAUCAUUACGGAAGCUGGAGUAUUUUAAAGACAAACGAACAUGAAAUACUAGCAUGUGUUCUUCUAACUAUAUGUGUUCAACUACAACAGUAAUAAGAAUUGUGGUUUAGUCGUAGUUUUACGUCUACGUGCAAAACGAGGCUUACGAUGUUUUGUGAAAUUGAUUCAUAUUAAUCCCCUACUUGUCCAAUCGGAAGGGACUAUAAGUAUCGCCUACUGCCUUUUGUCUUUCUUUCUGUCCGAAUGUCCCACAUAUAGUUUUCCGGAUUAUUAUUUUUUUAAAUUUGUAUAUAGCUUCAUCAUGUAUUGUGAUUUCAUGUCAAUUUACCUAUUUUUGACAGAGUUAUGACUCUUUGAACGGACAGGGGCAGGACGUAGCCCAGUGGUAAAGCGUUCUCUUGAUGCGCGGUUGGUUUAGGAUCGAUCCCCGUCAGUGGUCCUGUUGGG